AUGGUCCAUUUCACGGCCCUCUUGGCCAGUGCCUGGCUGUUCCCGGUGGCGUAUGGGGCGAGUCACUCGCUGGCCUCGAGCACCACGCCUCUGCGUUCCCAGUUUACGAUUCCGGCCUCGGCCGACGUGGGUGCGCAGUUGAUCGCCAACGUAGACGACCCCCAAGCUGUCAAUGCACAGUCCGUCUGCCCUGGCUACAAGGCAUUCAAUGUGAAACACACCGGGGAUGGGUUCUCGGCAGACCUGGAACUGGCCGGGAAACCAUGCAAUGCGUAUGGGACGGAUGUCGGUUCGUUGUCCUUGACGGUGGAGUACCAGGCAAAGGACCGCCUGAACAUCCAGAUUGUCCCGUCGCAUGUCGACUCCUCGAAUGCUUCCUGGUACCACCUGUCCGAAGACACGGUUCCCAGGCCCAAGGUUUCCCCGAAUGCCUCGAUUCCCCAAAGUGACCUUUUUGUCUCGUGGUCCAACGAGCCCUCGUUCAAUUUCAAGGUGAUCCGCAAAGCCACCGGCGAAGCCCUGUUCGACACCGAAGGGUCAGUGCUGGUGUACGAGGAUCAGUUUAUCGAAUUCGUGACCUCGUUGCCCGAGGACUACAAUUUGUAUGGGCUCGGCGAGCGGAUGAGCCAGCUUCGGCUCCUGAAGAACGCCAAUCUAACCAUGUAUGCGGCGGAUAUUGCGGACCCGAUCGACAGCAACAUCUAUGGUCAACACCCGUUCUAUUUGGACACGAGAUAUUACAAGGCCAAUGAGCAAUAUGGCCCGCACUCUCGGGCGCGGACCAGCGAGAUUGACCCGUCGCAAGAAUACGUAUCCUAUUCCCAUGGUGUAUUCUUCAGGAACGCUCAUGGACAGGAGGUUCUACUGCGGUCUGAGAAGCUGAUCUGGCGGACAUUGGGUGGCAGUAUUGAUCUGACCUUCUAUGCCGGCCCAACGCAGGCGGAUGUGACCAAGCAGUACCAGAUUAGCACGGUUGGUUUACCAGCGAUGCAGCAGUACAACACUCUCGGUUUCCACCAGUGUCGCUGGGGCUACAACAACUGGACAGAGUUUGAGGAGGUUGUUGCCAAUUUCGAAAAAUUCGAGAUUCCCUUGGAAUACGUCUGGGCGGACAUUGAUUACAUGCAUGGGUAUCGGAAUUUUGAUAACGACAAACAUCGCUUUUCUUACGAAGACGGCGAGAAGUUCCUGAGCAAACUGCACGAUGGAGGACGCCGCUGGGUGCCGAUCGUCGAUGCGGCGCUUUAUAUUCCGAACCCGGAAAACGCAUCAGACGCAUAUGAAACGUACACCCGAGGAGAUGCCGACGAUGUCUUCCUCAAGAACCCCGAUGGCAGUCUCUACAUCGGAGCCGUCUGGCCUGGGUACACGGUCUACCCCGAUUGGCAUCAUCCCAAGGCCGUCGAGUUCUGGGCCAACGAACUGUUGGUCUGGUGGAAGAAACUAGCCUAUGAUGGCGUCUGGUACGAUAUGGCCGAGGUGUCUUCUUUCUGCGUGGGAAGUUGCGGCACUGGGAAUCUGACUCUGAAUCCCGCCCAUCCCCCUUUCUCGCUACCAGGUGAGCCUGGGAACGUGGUCUUUGAUUAUCCUGAAGGCUUCAAUAUCACGAAUGCGACGGAGGCUGCGUCAGCAUCUGCCGGUGCGUCCAGCCAGGCCGCUGCAGGGGGAUCUGGGUCCUCGCCCACCAAAACAUCGUAUCUGCGAACAACCCCCACUGCGGGUGUCCGCGACGUCGACCACCCUCCCUACGUGAUCAAUCAUGUCCAAACCGAGCACGAUCUCGCGGUCCACGCUGUAUCUCCCAACGCAACCCACGCGGAUGGCGUUGAGGAAUAUGACGUGCAUAGUCUUUACGGCCACCAGGGCUUGAAUGCCACCUACCAGGGCCUGCUCAAGGUCUGGUCGGAAAAACGUCCCUUCAUCAUUGGUCGAUCCACCUUUGCCGGUUCAGGGAAGUGGGCCGGACACUGGGGCGGCGACAACUUCUCCAAAUGGGGAUCUAUGUACUUUUCCAUCUCACAGGCUCUUUCUUUCUCUCUGUUCGGCAUCCCCAUGUUCGGGGUAGACACCUGCGGGUUCAACGGGAAUAGCGCCGAGGAGCUCUGCAACCGCUGGAUGCAGCUGUCCGCCUUCUUCCCCUUCUACCGCAACCACAACGUGCUAUCCGCCAUCCCCCAGGAGCCAUACCGCUGGGCCUCGGUGAUCGACGCCUCCAAAGCGGCCAUGAAGAUCCGGUACUCGAUCCUGCCCUACUUCUACACGCUGUUCCAUCUCGCUCACACCACCGGAUCGACGGUCAUGCGGGCCCUGGCCUGGGAGUUCCCGCACGACCCUAGCCUCGCCGCCAUCGACACGCAGUUCCUCGUCGGCCCCUCCGUCAUGGUCGUCCCCGUCCUGGAGCCGCAUGUCGACUCGGUCAAGGGCGUGUUCCCGGGCGUCGGACACGGCGAGGUCUGGUACGACUGGUACACGCAGCGGGCCGUGGACGCGCAACCCGGCGUCAACACCACCAUCCCGGCGCCGUUGGGCCACAUCCCCGUUUUCAUCCGCGGCGGCAGCGUCCUGCCCAUGCAGGAGCCCGCUCUGACGACCCGGGACGCGCGCCAAACGCCCUGGUCUCUCCUGGCGUCGCUGGGCACCAAGGGCACCGCGUCGGGCCAGCUGUACCUGGACGACGGCGAGAGCAUUCAUCCAGCGGACACGCUCUCGGUGGACUUUGUAGCUACUCGAUCUAGCCUUCGGGCGUCGGCACGAGGGACGUGGACCGAGAAGAACGCGCUCGCCAAUGUGACUGUUCUCGGUGUGCAGGAGAAGCCGGGCGAUGUCAGCUUCAAUGGAGAGAAGAUCGCGGCGGAGUCGGUUCGGUAUAAUGCCAACUCGAAGGCUCUGCAUGUGGGAGGACUACAGAAGUUGACUGCGAAGGGGGCAUGGAGCAGAGAUUGGGUUCUGGAGUGGUGA
Molecule: messenger RNA, 2958 nt
Organism: Aspergillus affinis
Lineage: Eukaryota; Fungi; Ascomycota; Eurotiomycetes; Eurotiales; Aspergillaceae
Product: glycoside hydrolase family 31 protein
Exons: 4
Coding region: 1-2958 (985 amino acids)
Biological process (GO): carbohydrate metabolic process
Molecular function (GO): carbohydrate binding; hydrolase activity, hydrolyzing O-glycosyl compounds
Source: RefSeq, a predicted model, not a curated record